AUGGAGACUUUUCAUCCCUUUCCUCGCUUCCCUCUUGAGCUUCGCAUCCAGAUUUGGGAAUCAGCUGCUGAACUGGGUCGGGUUGUCAAAGUCCGGAAGCUGCACGGUACCAAUCAUUACUCGUCGCCCACACCAGCCCCUGCAGUUACGAGAGCAUGUCGGGAAUCUCGCAAGUACUGCGUGUACCAGAAAAUCUUCGUUGUCGACAGAUCUCCCCGGUAUAUCUGGACAUGCCUGGAAACAGACGUUAUACAGAUGGAUAGCUACCUGAUAAAGGAGUUGGUUAAAGAAGAUAGCCUAGAAAAGCAGGAAGUACGAUACUUGCGGCUCGAGUUGAUGAGCUUCAGCGGAUGGGAUGCGUCAGAUUUCUUCUAUCACGACCAUUCACGCAGGAUUCGCCAUUUCCCCAAGCUGGAGAGAUUCGAUGUUUUAGUGAACGAUGGGCUUUAUAAUUGGGGACAUUGUGUCAUGGAGAUCAACUGGGGAGCGAUUCCAAGGAGCAAUGUCCGCAUCAUCGACGCGAAGACGGGACAAUGGAUCCAUCCGAACACAAGGCCAUCCAAUGUCAACGGAAACUAUUACAACACCGAUACCUAG
Messenger RNA from Pyrenophora tritici-repentis Pt-1C-BFP, 597 nucleotides. RefSeq lists its product as uncharacterized. The record is from RefSeq and is a predicted model, not a curated record. Lineage: Eukaryota; Fungi; Ascomycota; Dothideomycetes; Pleosporales; Pleosporaceae.